AUGCUCGAGCCCCAGGCUCUUGCCUCCGCCCUCCUCCCUCUCCACGCCAAAUCCGCCUUCCCCUCCAAGCUCUCCCCGUCGCAUAUGCACGACGACUCCGGCUCGCCGCCGCGCACGCCCUCGGAGUCGUCCAUCUCUUCCACCGCUUCGACAACAAGCGGGGAAGGCGACGCCCCUUCCAUCUUCUCUGCCCAGUCCCACCCGGCUUCCACCCGUCUGACCAGCCCCGCAAGCUCAGAAAACGGCACCAAGCAUGCGGACGCUAUCGAGACCAUCACGAUCGCGUCGAGCCCUCGUCCACGUCUGUUAUCUGCCGGUUCGGAGUCCGUGCGUUCCUCCUCAUCAGGGAGCACGGUCGGGAAGCAGUCCGGCAGGAAGAUGACCUACACGGACGAAGACUGGGCACAGGACGUGCGGUGGCUCGCGCCCCCAAGGAUGCCCGCCGCCGCGUCCGAGGCUCCCCGCCGACGCUCGAGGACACUGCCCGCCAACCACCAACCUCCGGCCGCACAGCAUGUGGACGACGCGCCGACCGCGCGGAGACCCGGACGCACCGGGAAAGGGGACGGGCGGAGCAAGCGGUCGCGGCACUCGCGGGGGCGCAUGUCCGCGCUGUGGGAGGAGGACGAGAGCGAGGAAUGCAGCACGAGCACCGAGGCGAGCCGAUCGUCGACGCCCAUCCCGGAGACCCCGCCGCACUCGCUCCCCACGUCGCCGCUCGGGAAGGCGAUCGCGCUGCAGGUGCCCGACGAGGAGCCGACGCCGUCCGAGUCGACGCACUCGGAGAGCACGCCCGACGCCCGACUGCAGCGGUAUGCCCGCGGCCAGAGGCGCUCCCUGUCGACGACGUCAUCCGUGUUCAAGUCCACCGGCUCGGGCGCCCAUCUCCCCACCCACACCCUCCCCAACCCCGUCCCGGACCAGCCGACGACCUCUGCCAACGGCUACACCGGCCUCGUUCUCCCCCACGCCGGCUACUCCAACGCCAAAGGCAAGGCAUCCCAAGAGGGCCAUGUCGAUCUCGUCCGCGCCGGCCUGGCGCAGAGCAGCAUGGCGACCAUCGAGGUCAUCCGCGGUGUCGCCGCGACCGUCUCGGGUGCUGCUGCGACCGCUCUCUCAUCAUCACCGGCGAAGCCCCGCAAACAGCUUCCCUUCUCCCUCGGCCGCUCCUUCUCAUUCAGCAUCAAGUCUAAAAAGCGGGAGAGCGCGACCCCCGUCCACCUCCAAGGCGGCCUCCCGCUCCCCGUCGCUUUCACUGCCCACAUGUCACCACCGUCCUACGUCCCCGAGUCACACGUUCUGGUGCAGGUCCACGCGGUCGGACUUGAUGCGCUCGACUCCUUGAUUGUUCACGAGAAGUCCGGCUUAAGCGGCACGGGUGGCAUAGGCGGAGGCAAGGGCAUUGGCGGCGGCAAGGCUGGAUUCAUUCCUGGGCGAAGUUUCGUGGGGAAGGUGAUUGAAUGCGGAUGGGCCGUGAGGGAUGAGGUAUGCAAGCGGAAUGAGUGGGUGGUCGGGCUUCUGGAUCCCAAGAAGUGCGGUGCGCUCUCUGAAUUCGUCCUCGUCGAGCGCCACCGCGUGCACCGAGCACCUCAACCUCGCUCGCGCACACCCACACUUUUCCCUCCACGACGACGCGCACAUCUACGCAGCUCAUCUCUCCCUGUCAACGGCCAGCCUCUUCCACACACAUCCUCUCCUCUUGCGCCACCUCCCCUCACCCUAGAAGAACUUGCCCUUCUACCUUUGGCCGGUGUUUACGCACAUCGCGCUAUCCGCACAUGCGCCGACGUCCUGUCCCCCCCUCACGGCUCUCGAACGCCUAGCGAUGGACCGCGGCCGGAAGUGCGUGCCCUUGUUUUACGCGGACACGACGGUGCCGGCGCGCUCGCGGUGCAGAUGCUAGGCAAACGAGGCGUCCGCAUAUGCGUGCAAGUGCCCGACUCUGCCGUGGAAGACGAUGCGGACGAACCCCCUCCCCAAGCGCGGAAGGUCUCCCUUGAUAUGGUGCGGCCAUCGGCGCGGUCCGACAAGGGCAAGGGCAAGGAAGGCGCGCCGCCAGCACGAAAUAAACGAUCUUUGCUGGAGUCACGCCUCCACGCCUGGGGCGUAGAGGAUAUCUGCGUCGGCGAACCUGUCGAGAUCCUCCGACAACUGGCUGAAGACGGCAAAUCCUUCGACAUGAUCAUAGACACCGUGGGCGGUGUCGCCGUCUGGGAGGUCUCUCAGCGGCUGCUCACCAUGGACUGGAACGCCUCUGCUUCACGCUCCUCAGUCUCCCUUGUAUCGCGAAAUAACUCGAUCGACCUCAACCAGGACUCGGGCCCUCCGUCAGACCCGCAAGAGACGCCGAAGCCCUCAAAGCCGAAGCCGAAGCCGGCGAUCUCGCACGCGCAGUUCACGACCCUCGUCGGCGACACCCCUCACCGGGCGAUCCCGACUGCGCAGGACAACCUCCGCUCCGGCCUCCGCUCCCUGCGCCGCUCCGUCUCCACCUCCGCCCCGAGCCCGCCGAAACCGCCGACUGCCGCGGUGCUCACCCGCCGGGCGACGACGAAGGGCGAGAAGCGGGUCGUCGGCUACGCGUGGGUCAGCGUCGCGGCCGACGUCGACUUCGAGGGCGAGGACGUGCGGGACUCGCUCGGCGCCGUCGUGCGCAUGGCGGAGACGGGGUGGCUCCGGCCGCCGUGCGUCGACGGCGAGGGCACGCCGGACAAGGGCAAGGUCUUCGGCUUCGAGAGCGCGCCGGAGGUGUUCCGGCGGGGCGUCGUCGGGCCGCUGGGCGUGCUCGCGGACGGCGGGACGUGCGUGGUGCGGAUCGUCGGCUGA
Epithele typhae is the source of this 2826-nucleotide messenger RNA. RefSeq lists its product as uncharacterized. NCBI's taxonomy places the organism in Eukaryota, Fungi, Basidiomycota, Agaricomycetes, Polyporales, Epitheliaceae. The transcript has 2 exons. The coding region runs from base 1 to 2826 and encodes 941 amino acids. The record is from RefSeq and is a predicted model, not a curated record. Gene Ontology annotation, cellular component: mitochondrion.